Loxodonta africana (African savanna elephant) is the source of this 4235-nucleotide messenger RNA. RefSeq names its product calcium/calmodulin dependent protein kinase II beta (gene CAMK2B). The transcript is spliced from 20 exons. The record is from RefSeq and is a predicted model, not a curated record. Gene Ontology annotation, biological process: protein phosphorylation. NCBI's taxonomy places the organism in Eukaryota, Metazoa, Chordata, Mammalia, Proboscidea, Elephantidae. Gene Ontology annotation, molecular function: calmodulin binding; ATP binding; calcium/calmodulin-dependent protein kinase activity. Bases 33 to 1616 code for a protein of 527 amino acids.
CUGAGCGCACGCCGAGCCCGUCCGCCGCCGCCAUGGCCACCACGGUGACCUGCACCCGCUUCACCGACGAGUACCAGCUCUACGAGGAUAUUGGCAAGGGGGCUUUCUCUGUGGUCCGACGCUGUGUCAAACUCUGCACUGGACAUGAGUAUGCAGCCAAGAUCAUCAACACCAAGAAGCUGUCGGCCAGAGAUCACCAGAAGCUGGAGAGGGAGGCUCGGAUCUGCCGCCUGUUGAAGCACUCCAACAUCGUGCGUCUCCAUGACAGCAUCUCUGAGGAAGGCUUCCACUACCUCGUCUUUGACCUGGUCACAGGUGGGGAGCUCUUUGAGGACAUUGUGGCGAGGGAGUACUACAGUGAGGCUGAUGCCAGUCACUGCAUCCAGCAGAUCCUGGAGGCGGUUCUCCAUUGCCACCAAAUGGGGGUCGUCCACAGAGACCUCAAGCCUGAGAACCUACUUCUAGCCAGCAAAUGCAAAGGUGCUGCAGUGAAGCUGGCUGACUUUGGUCUGGCCAUCGAGGUGCAGGGGGACCAGCAGGCAUGGUUUGGGUUUGCUGGCACACCAGGGUACCUGUCCCCAGAGGUCCUUCGGAAGGAGGCUUAUGGCAAGCCUGUGGACAUCUGGGCGUGCGGAGUGAUCCUCUACAUCCUGCUCGUGGGCUACCCGCCCUUCUGGGACGAGGACCAGCACAAGCUGUACCAGCAGAUCAAGGCUGGAGCCUACGACUUCCCCUCCCCCGAGUGGGACACUGUCACUCCUGAAGCCAAAAACCUCAUCAACCAGAUGCUCACUAUCAACCCGGCAAAGCGCAUCACGGCCCAUGAGGCUCUGAAGCACCCAUGGGUCUGUCAACGCUCCACGGUGGCCUCUAUGAUGCACAGACAGGAGACUGUGGAAUGUCUGAAGAAGUUCAAUGCCAGGAGGAAGCUCAAGGGAGCCAUCCUUACCACCAUGCUGGCCACUCGGAACUUCUCAGUGGGCAGACAGACCACCGCUCCUGCCACAAUGUCCACCGCCGCCUCCGGUGCCACCAUGGGGCUGGUGGAGCAAGCCAAGAGUCUACUGAACAAGAAGGCAGAUGGAGUCAAGCCCCAGACGAACAGCACCAAAAACAGUGCGGCAGCCACCAGCCCCAAGGGGACGCUGCCUCCUGCAGCCCUGGAGUCCUCUGACAGCACCAACACCACCAUAGAGGACGAAGACACAAAAGCCCGCAAGCAGGAGAUCAUCAAAAUCACGGAGCAGCUCAUCGAGGCUGUCAACAACGGCGACUUCGAGGCCUAUGCGAAAAUCUGUGAUCCAGGCCUGACCUCCUUUGAGCCCGAAGCUCUGGGCAACCUGGUAGAAGGGAUGGACUUCCACAGAUUCUACUUUGAGAACUUGCUCGCCAAGAACAACAAGCCAAUCCACACCACCAUCCUGAACCCGCACGUGCACGUGAUCGGCGAGGACGCGGCCUGCAUCGCCUAUAUCCGCCUCACGCAGUACAUUGAUGGGCAGGGACGGCCCCGCACCAGCCAGUCAGAGGAGACCCGCGUGUGGCACCGCCGUGACGGCAAGUGGCAGAACGUUCACUUCCACUGCUCAGGCGCGCCCGUGGCCCCACUGCAGUGAAGAGCUGCCCACCAGUGGUCUCAUCCUGAUGGAGUUGGUGUUUGGAGCCAAGCCGCCCUUUGGGGUGCACGGCCUGCCUGUCGCAUGUUCGUGUCUGCCUCAUCCCCUUCCCUGGUGCCUGUGUCUGCAGAAAAACCAAGACCAGAUGUGAUUUCUUUUUACAAACUAAAUGACGACAACCACACACAAAAAAAAUUGACAUCGGAUGAAAUGAAAAAAAAAAAAACAAACUAAACAGAAAAAAAAUCUGUAGAAAUCACUGGCGUUUGUGGGGCUUUGAAACCAACCAGCCACUCCCCCCACAGCUCCACGUGUGUGUCCGUCCAGUGCCUCGGCCUGCAGUGACCAGGUGGGGCAGUGAAAUUGUCCACAAGGCUCCACCCCCUCUGCUGACCCGUGUUGAAUGGUGUUAGUUUGUUAGAUAACACACACACCCCCCACAAACAAACCAAGGCAUUUGCAUUCUCUCUGCCAGUGCAUGGGCCUCUGCAGUGGUGUGCUUACAAGUGGCUGUCAUGAGCUGUCAGGCAUCUUUGGGGAUGGGGCCAUGGAUGUCCCUCUGGGCCUACCCUCCUUUCUCUGCUAGUCGUGCCUGAGAGUUGCUAUUGUUCCUUCCUGCUUUUUCUUUCUUCCCUUCUGCCCAUCGUCCUUUUAGCCCUGUGAAGGGAUGGGUGUGGGGCUCCCCCCCAUGCCCACAUUCCCAUCCCCAGCCAUGGAUGAUGAAUGCCAGCAAAGGGCCAGGCCAGUCCCUCAGCCCCUGGAGCUGGCAUUCCUGGCUGGGCCUUGGAUGCUGCCACCCUCUGGGAGGAUGAUGGAGACACAGUGGAGGAAACCAGAAGCGACUGGGGACUCUGCCUUGGGCUUGACCCAGCCCUCAAGACCAUCCUAGAAGACCCCAAUCAGCUCUGGUCUUUUCUCAGAGGCCAGUGAGGUGCAAAGCAGGUGCACUUUCGUUUCAGACUUUGUAUCUGGCUGAGGCAGGCCAAAAUGACAUGCCCACUGUGGAGGCCUCAGCCUGGGGCUGGCCCCCUCCCUUCUCAGGCCAGGCCCCCCCGGUCAGCCCCACCACAGCCUGGAAGCAGACACGAGGAAGGACCAUGGGUCUUAUGCCAUGACGAAGCUGGAGGGGGCCGGGCAGUGUUUGCAGUGGGUGAGCUGCAGGGCUCCAGGCUUGUGUUGUGUGAUGCAGGAAGUAGCAGAGGGGACAGAAGGCAUGGAGACAGGUGGCUCUGGGGCCACCUAGGCCGAGGCAGGGUCUGGACAAGUGUUUUCUGAAGUAGGAGCGUUUGUGGUUAUCUAGGCCUGGAAGCAGAGGGAGGAGGACCUGGAGCUGUUCAAAAGCCAAGGCUGGAGCCCUGGAGCACAGCACAGGAGGUUCAGUGCAGGAAUUAGCAGGCAAGAAUUAGUGGGACUGACCAAAGCAGGCACUGAGGGUGUUGCUCCCCCAGCCCAGGCCAACAGUGCCCAGAGCUGGGGCCUGACUGCUGGGCCCUGGUGCAGUGUGAGCCUGUAGGGAGAUGAGUUGGCAGCACCUUCCAGCCAACCCUGGAGGCAGCAGGGACCCAGCAGUGGGCGAGAAGGCAGGCUGUGGGCAGGGAGAAGAGUAGUCAGAUGGCCUGGCCCCCUUGGAGACCAAGGCAGGCACAGUGUGAACACUUGGGAGCAGGACCCAGUAACUAGGACUUGAGGGAUCCAGGGGGCAUGGCUGUGCCCACAAGCUGCCAGUUGGCUUGUGAGGCAAGGUGACAGGAGGGUGGGAGAGGAGCCUGUGUCUCCAUGGCUGUAUGUACGUCUGUAGCUUACUGAGCACAGCUGUGAGCACUGGGUGCCUGGUGUGGUGGGAGGGCACCACGUGGUGCAGGAGAUCAGACACUUCUAGAGAAGCGCUCAAGGGGUUGGCCAGAUGAGGUGCCAGGGAGGAAGAGGCCCUGGGGAGGACCCUGCCCAACACCAGCCACCUUCAAUUCAGGUUGCCCUUUCAACAAGGACUUUAUCUUCCCCCCACAACUCAAGCUAAGGGAGGGACGUGGAAUGGGGAGCAGGCCCAGGAUCCCACACUCAGGGGGUUGCCCGUCGAGGGACACUCAGAGUAGACACCCAUUGUGCCAUCCACACUCUGCUCAGGAUGGCCAGCACCCAGGCCUUCCCUCCGUGGACACAGGGUAAACAUCUCCAGGCUCCAUGAGCGUGAGGCCCUGGGCGGGGCGGCAGCCACCUCUGCCACUGCUCCCAUUGUUACCGCAGAGCCGCCUGUCUGGGAUCAUUGGUGUUUUUUUUGUUUUCCUUUUUUCUGGGGACAGUUCUUUUGCAUGACCUCUAAGGAGAACCACACCCCGCAUUGCUACUAGGUGUCCGUGCGUGGCCCGCCCGGCUGCGGGGGCGUGCGGAGGCUCGCUGGCCGCCCCCAUGCCGGUGGACCUUCCUCCCUCCUCUUUUUGCUGAGUUUUAUUGUCUUUUCUUUCUGAGCCUUGUAAGUGUACAAAAAUUCUUAUUUUGUUCUGUCUCGGGAAACUGCAAAUAAAAACAGGACAAACUGCUUCAUGUGCAGCUGGGAGGUUUGUGACAUGACCUGCUGACCCCACUCCACCUCAGACUCAGAACCCCUGUGGUGGGGCCCCA